AUGUCUGUGUUUGCAGAGCUGUGUGAGUCAAAGACACUGGGCCUCAUCAUGUCUGUGUUUGUAGAUCUGUGUGAGUCAAAGACACUGAGCCUCAUCAUGUCUGUGUUUGCAGAUCUGUAUCUGUGUGAGUCAAAGACACUGAGCCUCAUCAUGUCUGUGUUUGCAGAUCUGUAUCUGUGUGAGUCAAAGACACUGAGCCUCAUCAUGUCUGUGUUUGCAGAUCUGUAUCUGUGUGAGUCAAAGACACUGAGCCUCAUCAUGUCUGUGUUUGUAGAGCUGUAUCUGUGUGAGUCAAAGACACUGAGCCUCAUCAUGUCUGUGUUUGCAGAUCUGUAUCUGUGUGAGUCAAAGACACUCAUCAUGUCUGUGUUUGCAGAUCUGUGUGAGUCAAAGACACUGAGCCUCAUCAUGUCUGUGUUUGCAGAUCUGUGUGAGUCAAAGACACUGAGCCUCAUCAUGUCUGUGUUUGUAGAUCUGUAUCUGUGUGAGUCAAAGACACUGAGCCUCAUCAUGUCUGUGUUUGCAGAUCUGUGUGAGUCAAAGACACUGAGCCUCAUCAUGUCUGUGUUUGCAGAUCUGUCAUCAGGGCAAACGCUGCAGAACCCCAGACAUGUGUUAUUGAUGGCCUCCUUUUACCCCAGGCCCAGGUGUGGUGCGGGAAAUAUCCACUGA
Messenger RNA from Knipowitschia caucasica, 672 nucleotides. The record is from the annotation of a GenBank genome assembly. Lineage: Eukaryota; Metazoa; Chordata; Actinopteri; Gobiiformes; Gobiidae.